CGCCGCCAGCCAGUUACCGACUGGACGCCGUCCGCGAACGGAACCGAGCGCAGCCGAACGCGAGUGGAACCCGACUCCGCAGGUCGACGCACGCACAGUAGCGAGCAACAGAUGCGGCAGAGAUGACGGCAUCAUCGACGCCUCAGUACGAGCUGGUGCCCCCUGACGGCGGCUGGGGCUGGAUCGUCGUUCUGGGAGUUUUUCUCAGUCACAUGACGUGCCAGUCGCUGAUUUCCGUCUUCAGCCUUCUGUUCGGUGACAAGCUGACGUCCAUGGGGCACGAGACGACGAGCGCAGCGCUCAUAAUGAACAUCAUGAGCGCCGUCACCAACUUCUCAGGACUCUUCACGGGCCCGCUGCUCAAGAAGUACACGAUGCGUCAGGUGGCCAUAGCUGGCGGAGUCUUGGUGUCUGCGGGGCUCAUCCUCACCAGCUUCGCCAAUUCCCUCUGGCACAUGAUCGUCACCUACAGUAUUAUUGCAGGUCUGGGUCUGGGCCUGGUGACGCCGUCCAACUUCCUGGCGGUGAAGACGUACUUCCGUAAGGCGCGCGGCCGCGCCGUGGGUCUGUCGCUGGCGGGCACCAACGCCGGCCAGAUGGCGAUGCCGCACGUGGUGCGGCUGCUGCUGGAGACGUUCGGCUUCAGCGGCGCCGUGCUGGUGAUCGGCGGGCUCACCAUGCACGGCUUCACCGGCGCGCUGCUCUUCCACCCGCUGGAGUGGCACGCCGAGCGCCAGCCCGUGCCGCAGGAGCUGGAGCCGCUCAAGGCCAACGGGAACAACAACAACGACGGCGACAAGAAGGAGGGGGAGAGGGAGCCCGACAAGAAGGACGGCCUGCUCUCCCCCAAGAGGCAGGGCCCGCGCCGCAACGCGUCCGCCGUGUCACUGGCCAGCUCCAGCACCGGCGACGUAAUCGACAUCGAGAUCGACGAGCGGAAGCGGCCGCAGCUCACCACCACAGUGGAGGAGGCCGGCGAGGAGGAGGCGCAGGAGACCAGGCUGGAGCCCAAGCGGCGGACGCUGCUGCAGCGGUUCGUGGCGUUCAUGGACCUGGACCUGCUGAAGGACCCGGUGUUCCUGAACGUGACGAUCGGUACGGCGGCGGUGUACACGACGAACGUGAACUUCAACAUGCUGCUGCCGUUCUACCUGCACAACGGCGUGCGGCUGACGCUGGCGCAGACGGCGCUCUGCAUGUCCUUCAUGGCCGGCGGCGACUUCGUGUCGCGGCUCACGGUGCCGCCCGUGACGGACAAGAUGCAGGCCAAGGCGCGCUACACCUUCCUCGUGGGCGCCAUCUUCCUCGCCGUCCUGCGGUCAGCCAUCGCCAUGACGAGCGACCUGGUGGCGCUGUGCGUCAUCUGCGCUCUGUGCGGCUUCUCACGCGGCUCCGUGGUGGUCAACAUCAACCUGUGCGUCUCGGAGGCCUGCGUCGACGAGAAGGUGCCCGCCGCAGUCGGACUCAACAUGGUCUUCAAGGGCAUCUCCAUACUCACCUUCGGCCCUCUGCUCGGUUACGUCCGAGACGAGACGGAGAACUACCCGCUGUGCAUGCACAUCCUGUCGCUGCUGAUCCUGGUGACCAUGUUGUGCUGGCUUGGCGAACUGAUCGUCCUCCGCUUCCGCCGCAAGAGAUGAUUGCGUCCUGUUGACGACCACGAAGCCUUUAGUUGGGACGGUGCUCCAAUCUACUGGACAUGACGGCGGAAGCUCGCUGUGGCACACAAGGACUUGGAUGGGCCUGUGGGCUGUGUGAUCCGCCGUCAUGUGGACUCCUUAGUGACGCGAACUUGCCUAUAGUCAAGCGUGGAAACGUUAUUGACUGCCUUGUCUCCGCCCAGUAAAACCCGAGCAAGGUGUAGUACUUAACAUACUGCCAUUACAUGGAAUCUAUGGACGAAUGGUCCAAUAACAAAUGUUGAAGAGUAAUGGAAAGUAUGAGCAGACUUCUCAAGAAACACCACUGUUUUCAUCCAAGUUCUAUGACGUGACUGUAACGUGGAUGCAACGUGCAGUUGUGGAAAGCCAGCUAAAUUAGUUGAGAGUGUAUUACAUAUAUGGGCUCCGUGGGAUUAUACUUCAGGUACAGCUGCUGAAAUUCUUGAGAAAAAUAUUGGGAAACAAUUCAUUGUAUUGAAAUUGAUAAUUAUGGAGUAACAGCAUGAGUGAUGGAUGUAUUUGUUCUGAGGAGAGACAGCAAUGUAAAUCCAUUAUAAAUGUUUUCCGAAGGUAGUUUAUGAGAUCACGUCAAAUUGAUUUUAGAUGUUCAAUACAGAGGUCUCUCUUUUGUCCAAAUAAUCCUACUCAGCUUAUGUUCAGUAGACCACAUUUAUGUCGUUGAACUGUUUGUAACUGAAGUGUCUUUCAAAGGCGUAAUUUUUCUAUUGUAAUUUAUAUGACGGGCUGCAGAUUUAGAAUUUAGAAGCCGAAUCUUUUCCUCGUUGGCAACAUACAGGAACGACAAGAGUUUCUGCUACGAGUUUGUGUUAAUAGUGACUGUAAAGAUUCUUAUGACGUGUUGUCGAAUCCUGAGACACAAUAUCGUAGUUAAAUUAACUGAAGUGCCUUUUUUAACUGAUAUAAGUGGUGUUGUGUUCACAUGUGAGAAGUUCCAACGAAUCACAGCAAGUUUCCGGAACAAUUUUGACAAAACUCGGUGGAUGCACCUAUCUCUAAGCUCUACAUCAAAACACUAUUUAUAUUAAUUGUUAUCAAAGGGGCUUCAAUUGUAAUUUUAUUUCUUUUCUCCUGUUAAACAAAUGUUUGUGUUUGAAGAUGUAAAUUCAUUCUCUUCUUUGGCCAACACUGACGAUUAUUGAGCACACACAAUAAGUCAAAAAUGUUUGGGUUUCAGCAGGAGUGUUACAGCUAAUUAAAUACUGUAACUGUAUCUGCCAUGUUCAAAAGGACACAUUCAUUUUGUGUUUCAAAGAAUACCAUAUUGCUUCAGUGGAGGGUAUGUGGAUAAAAGAAAUCAUGUACUAUUAAUAAGUUCACUUUUUAUCGAUUCGUUUCCAAACAAAUUUUACGUUAAUGGACAUUUGUGUAUCAUCGCUGCAUUUACUGAAAAUUUAUUGUCUCUGAGUGGACUGUUGUGGAUUCUUGUUAUAUAUAAAUCACUUCAGGGUACCAAUAAUUUAUAUUCUGUGAGACAGUAUUAUUGUAAUUUAUCUAUAUCAAGAAUGAUAUUCGUUUUUCAAACUUACAGUUGUAAAUGAAACACACAUAAGUGCACUGCUGGUUGGACAGAGAUAAGAUUAAGUAACAGUUGAUAAAAUCAGUCUGUAGCCAAAUGUUUCAUGAUGCAAACAAUAGCAUAAAUGUAUUAUGUUCCUUUGCAAGAAUUCUGUAAAAAUACAGUGGAUUACGCUGAAAUAUAAUUAUUCACCUAUUUUAAUAAAAUGCAAAAGUGUGCAUUCUGGACAGUAGUUCUGCAUAAUGUGCAGCCUUCUGGAUGCAUACACAAAGCUUUCUCAGCCAGCAUAAGAAACAGUAAGCAAAUAAAUCGGUUAUUUUAA
Schistocerca piceifrons (Central American locust) is the source of this 3520-nucleotide messenger RNA. RefSeq names its product monocarboxylate transporter 12-like. Gene Ontology annotation, molecular function: monocarboxylic acid transmembrane transporter activity. Gene Ontology annotation, biological process: transmembrane transport; monocarboxylic acid transport. The transcript has 8 exons. The coding region runs from base 123 to 1640 and encodes 505 amino acids. The record is from RefSeq and is a predicted model, not a curated record. Lineage: Eukaryota; Metazoa; Arthropoda; Insecta; Orthoptera; Acrididae.